This is a messenger RNA of Fusarium coffeatum, 489 nucleotides long. RefSeq lists its product as uncharacterized. The coding region runs from base 1 to 489 and encodes 162 amino acids. Lineage: Eukaryota; Fungi; Ascomycota; Sordariomycetes; Hypocreales; Nectriaceae. The record is from RefSeq and is a predicted model, not a curated record. The transcript is spliced from 2 exons.
AUGUAUAUCUCCAAGGCUGGCGUCUUGAGCAUUUCCCUCUCCCUGGCCUCUGCUACAACUGUGACAUUCAAUGGGUAUUAUAGCGACGACUCAGUACCUGUCAGUGAGCUUGCCUGUUACAAGGACGGGGAAAUCUUUAAAGACCAAGACUGGGUGAAACUGGGAGAUAUCACUCCCGACUUUGCUGGGUUCGAUGGAAUUGAUGGCCCCAACUCUGCGUUAUGUGGUACCUGUUGGUCUCUUAGUUAUGGAUAUACAAGUCGAUCAGUACUUGUUCUCGAUGGACCAAGAGGCGGCUCUGGCUUUGUAACCUCAUUCACGCUGAUGGACUCACUUACGGGUGGUAAAGCUGAACAGCUGGGUCGGGUCAAUGUAACUGCUUUUCAGGUAGAACUUCUGGAUUGUGGCAUUGCUCCUGAACCAAAAAGUCAGGAGCUCAAGAGGGCAGUUGGCGGUAACUCGAAUUGGCUCUACGAUAGACUCACUUAG